GGCCCAUAUCAUCAAGGUCGACGUGACCGCCCUUCCAUCGCGGUCCCUCAGCAAAGUAGAGAUGCUGUGCCUGUCUCUAGCCAGCGUUGGCGGCCUCGCGCUCGCUGGACCGCACCGGCAACUACCACGUGCACGGCAUCAGGCACGGAAGCCAACCGCAGCAGCAGCCAGCCAGCCAGCACCACUUACCGGCAGCGAUGCGCCCGCAGUGCAGCAGGCGCCACCCAGCUCAGCGGCGGUGCGGCGGCGAGCAGCGCUCGCCUCGGCGCUGGCGGCAGCCGUCGCUCCUUGGCUGCUGUCGGGCGCAGCCCACGCGGACAAUGACGCCGUCAAGGCGGGGCUGAGCAAGUAUGUGAAGAAGAAGAAGCUGGAGCGCAUCGACACGUACAUCGCGCCGCUGCUGGAGGCCAAGGGACAGCUGGUCCGCGUGGGGCGCGUCAUGCUGCAAGACCCGGCGGCUGCGCGGCAGCUGCUGCGCAGCGGCGUGUUUGCGGGGCUGCGGGACAACGUCAGGUCUGUGGGCGAGUAUGCUUCGCAGCGCAGCAAUGAUGAGUCGGGGCGGGAGCUUGUGCGCGGGUUCUUCGAUGAGUUGGAGGGCUUUGACUCGGCGCUCAGACAGGCGCAGCAGCGCGAGGGCGAGGGGCUGGAGGAGGCGCGGAAGCGGCUGGAUGGCACGGUGGUGGCGCUGGACAAGCUUCUGGCCACGGUGCCGGAGACGGAGAUGCAGAAGGCGCAGCGAGUGGUGGAGGCAAUUGAGCUGCUGGACGGCGAGGCCGGCGCGGAGGAAACGGCGGCGAGCCAGCUGGACAAGCUGCUUUGACCAGCGUCCCGGGUGGGGCGCUGUACUUGGCCUGCGGCCCAGCUGCAACAGUUUUCAUCGCACUUCUGAUCCUUUCAUUGAAAUGAGUCGAAGCAGGCCGGCAGCCAUGUUCAGCGGCGGUACCCGCCACGCUGCCACGCUGUCGUGUACCUGACAAACCCCUGCUCAUCGCUGCGCUCCUCCUGUGAAAUCACGUGUACCAA
This is a messenger RNA of Chlorella variabilis, 1023 nucleotides long. RefSeq lists its product as hypothetical. Lineage: Eukaryota; Viridiplantae; Chlorophyta; Trebouxiophyceae; Chlorellales; Chlorellaceae. The transcript is spliced from 7 exons. The record is from RefSeq and is a predicted model, not a curated record. Bases 62 to 820 code for a protein of 252 amino acids.